AGCGGGUGUCACUAUCGAAAGUGGGCUCGCGCGGCCGCUUCCUGUUUUUAUGUAGGGGCGGCUGGGCCGGGCUGGGCCGGUGUGUGGCGGCGGCGGCACCGGGAGCGGCGGUUGGGCGGAGGAGGGGCCAGCCGCCAUGGCGGUCUCCGAGAGCCAGCUCAAAAAAAUGCUGGCGAAGUAUAAGUAUAGAGACCUAACUGUACAGGAGACAACCAGUGUUAUUACUCGGUACAAGGACCUCAAACCUGUCAUGGAUUCAUAUGUUUUUAACGAUGGCUCAUCUAGGGAGUUGAUGAGCCUCAGUGGAACCAUUCCUGUGCCUUACAGAGGUAACACAUACAAUAUCCCGAUUUGCUUGUGGCUGCUGGACACCUAUCCUUUCAACCCCCCAAUUUGUUUUGUUAAACCCACUAGCUCUAUGACAAUAAAAACUGGGAAGCAUGUUGAUGCAAAUGGAAAGAUAUACCUUCCUUAUCUGCAUGAGUGGAAAUAUCCCCAGUCAGACUUGCUAGAACUAAUUCAGGUCAUGAUUGUUGUGUUUGGUGAGGAACCUCCAGUCUUUUCUCGGCCAACAGCUUCAUCGAGCUACUCACCAUACCAGGCAACAGGCCCACCAACUACUUCCUAUGUGCCGGGCAUCCCAGGUGGAAUACCUACCUAUCCAGCAGGAAGCACUCCAAACCCAAGCUACCCAAGCUUUCCUUAUCCGGGUGGUGUUACAUUUCCAGCAACCACUAGUGUUCAGUACUACCCUUCUCAGCCUCCUGUGACUACUGUUGGACCCAGCAGAGAUGGAACUAUCAGUGAAGAUACCAUUCGAGCUUCCCUUAUUUCGGCAGUCAGUGAUAAACUGAGAUGGCGGAUGAAAGAAGAAAUGGAUCGUGCACAGGCUGAACUCAACGCCUUGAAACGGACAGAAGAGGACCUGAAGAAAGGACACCAGAAACUGGAAGAGAUGGUAACUCGCUUGGAUCAAGAAGUGGCUGAAGUUGACAAGAACAUUGAACUUCUCAAGAAGAAGGAUGAGGAGCUCAGUUCUGCCUUAGAGAAAAUGGAAAGUCAGUCAGAAAAUAAUGACAUAGAUGAAGUUAUUAUUCCUACGGCACCACUUUACAAGCAGAUCCUGAACUUAUAUGCAGAGGAAAAUGCAAUUGAAGACACCAUCUUCUAUCUUGGGGAAGCAUUGAGACGUGGAGUGAUAGAUCUAGAUGUCUUUUUAAAGCAUGUACGUCUUCUGUCUCGCAAGCAGUUCCAGCUGAGGGCAUUAAUGCAGAAAGCAAGGAAGACUGCUGGACUCAGUGAUCUCUAUUAAAUUCUCAGACUUUAACUGGGAAAUUAGACUUCCGUAUGAAGCAGCCAUUCUCUUGAUAUUUCUCUUAAUCAGUAGGUGCCCAGAAUAAGUUAUUACAUUAUUCAAGUGUAAGAUAUUUUGAAUCAAUAAUAUAUUUUCUUUUUGGUAAAGACUAGCUUUUAUUAAUGCACUUUCUAUCUUCUGUAAUCUUUGUGCUGGUGGACUUACGCUGAAUAAAACUUGUUGCAUAUUUUCUUCCUCUACAAAA
Grus americana (Whooping crane) is the source of this 1559-nucleotide messenger RNA. It is a transcript of the gene TSG101, whose product is annotated as tumor susceptibility 101. The record is from RefSeq and is a predicted model, not a curated record. Gene Ontology annotation, cellular component: ESCRT I complex. NCBI's taxonomy places the organism in Eukaryota, Metazoa, Chordata, Aves, Gruiformes, Gruidae. The transcript has 10 exons. Gene Ontology annotation, biological process: protein modification process; endosome to lysosome transport; protein transport. Gene Ontology annotation, molecular function: ubiquitin binding. The coding region runs from base 137 to 1312 and encodes 391 amino acids.